Molecule: messenger RNA, 1143 nt
Organism: Paramisgurnus dabryanus
Lineage: Eukaryota; Metazoa; Chordata; Actinopteri; Cypriniformes; Cobitidae
Gene: arpc4l
Product: actin related protein 2/3 complex, subunit 4, like
Biological process (GO): Arp2/3 complex-mediated actin nucleation; actin filament polymerization
Cellular component (GO): Arp2/3 protein complex; actin cytoskeleton
Molecular function (GO): actin filament binding
Source: RefSeq, a predicted model, not a curated record
CUUCAUCUCUACAGGCGUGGCGUGCGGACUUCCGUCUUCCUCCACAGACCUCAUAUAAAAUGACAGCGACAUUGCGACCCUACCUGAAUGCGGUGCGUGCCACUCUUCAAGCAGCCCUGUGUUUGGAGAACUUCUCCUCUCAGGUGGUGGAGCGACACAAUAAGCCAGAAGUAGAAGUUAGGAGCAGCAAAGAGCUUCUGUUGCAGCCGGUGGUCAUCAGUCGCAAUGAAAAGGAGAAAGUUCUUGUCGAGGGCUCCAUAAACUCUGUAAGAGUCAGCAUUGCUGUCAAACAGGCUGAUGAGAUUGAGAAGAUCCUGUGCCAUAAAUUUAUGAGGUUCAUGAUGAUGCGAGCAGAGAACUUCUUUAUUUUGCGGAGAAAGCCUGUUGAGGGCUAUGACAUCAGCUUCCUCAUCACCAACUUCCACACAGAACAGAUGUAUAAACACAAGCUGGUGGACUUUGUUAUUCAUUUCAUGGAAGAGAUUGACAAGGAGAUCAGCGAGAUGAAGUUGUCGGUCAAUGCACGAGCCAGAAUAGUCGCUGAGGAAUUCCUAAAGAAUUUUUGAGGAUCCAUGUCGCAUUCCUAAUGACCAUCAGAGAUUGGUGUUGCUUUGGUUCUUGUGGACGAAAACAUUCGAAAGUUUUGUUUAAUCGCAGCAGAGCAAAUGGGGAUCAGUUUAUUAGUUAGUGACCAAUCAGCAAGAAGAUCCACAGGAACAACCGAGCAAUCCUGCAGCACCUGCAGUCCCCUUUGCCUUCUGUUCAAGGUGCUCCAUGUGCCCAUGGAUAUUGAUAACUGUAGAUUUAGUCAAGAGUUUAUUAAUCUCACUUUCUUUUGUGUAGAGGAGGUCAAGGCAGGUCCUUAAAAGUAUUACCUGUAAUUAAUAUUGAUGGGCACGGGAAUCUUGUUGAUGAACUGUAGAGUAUUUCUCUGUUGUCUUUUAUAUACGUGUACUCGCCUGUUUUCAUUUUUGUUACAAUUCAAAAAAAAGGAGUUAAAUUCAAUGUUAUAGAUAUCAUGAGGAUAAAGAAGAAUUGGUGUUUAUAUUUUGUCACAACGACUCUCCAAGAUGAUAAGUAUAUAAAAAAUUGCAUUAAAUAUAAAGCCAAUAAAUUCAAUAAAAAUAUACUAAGCUUUCUGUA